GGUUAUAUCUUUCUCUUCCAGAGCUCUUCGUGGAGCUCCUGGGCAUUGGUGGCCCUGCAGCCAUGGUGAUCCUGAGAUGCAGUUCCCUGAGGCCUCUUCCAAGAACUUUAAGGCAGGGACAGAUGUGAAGGGUGAGAUCCUGUACCUGGUGGCCCUGCCUGGUGUGAUAGGACUUUGGGAAAAGCCUUGGCCCACAUCUGGAGAAGGAGCUAUAGCGCCUCAAGACUCUGUCCACCCCCGAAAAAGGAGCAUGGAGGAGGAGGAGGGAGUGGCUUCAGGCUCCCGUCCGGCCAGAUCCCAGACAAAAGAAAAGAAGAGAAGAAGAGGAAGAAAAUCAGCACAGCGGCUGAGUGCAGUGGAGAGGCCUGAGAACAGAAGCGGCGGUCAGCACGCGUGGAGCUCCCCCCUCUGUGAAACGGCUGCGGUAACGUUCAAGGAUGUGGCCGUGGACUUCACCCAGGAGGAGUGGGCACAGCUGGACCCUCCCCAGAGGAACCUCUAUCGGGACGUGAUGCUGGAGAACUAUGAGAACCUGGUCUCCCUAGGGCUUCCAGUAUCCAAACCUGAUGUGAUCUCCCAGUUGGAGAGAGGAAGAGUACCUUGGAUGCAAGAUGGAGAAUCUCUAAAAGACAUUUGUCCAGAUUCUGUUAUUCAAGAGACUAAGUCUGAAACCAUGGAUUCUACUCCCAAGCAGAGUAUUUAUAUAAGAGUACCAUCCCAGGGAAGACUCAAAAAGGAUGAUCCCAAGAUGGAAAAGACAUGGGAACACGAUGUCAAAUUAGAGAGGAAGAAGAACAGCCAGAGGAAACAAUCCAGACAAGUGACAAUCACUCCCCAAAAUCUUGCUAAACAGAGGCAUCUCCAUGAAAGUAAUACACAUGGAAGAAAGUUUAGUUUAGGAUCAGUCUUUGUUCCAAAACAGAAUGUUCCUUUAGGAAAAAGUCACCAGAAUUAUGGCACACAAGGAAAUAGCAUCAAACCAAUUUCAGACCUAGUUAAACAUAGUAAAGUCUCCAAAGGGAAGACCCUUGCUAAGUAUAAUUGUAAGAAGCCUUUCAGUUCUCACUCAGACUUUGUUCAGUUUCACAUGAUGCAUUCAGGAGACAAACCAUGUAAAUGUAAUGGAUGUGAGAAAGCCUUCAGUAAGAGCUCACUUCUUGCUGAAAACCAGAGGAUUCAUCCUGGAAAGAAAAAUGAAUGUGAGAAAGAGUUAAGCCAUAGUGGAAGCCUGUCUCAAAAUAAGAGGGCUAAUGUUGGAGAGAAACCCUUUAAAUGUCAUUAUUGUGGCAAGGCCUUUAACAACAACUCAAGCCUCAUUCUGCAUCUAAGAAUUCAUACAGGUGAGAAACCCUUUGAGUGUAAUGAAUGUGGCAAAGCCUUCAGCCAGAGGGGAAACCUUAAUGAACACAAAAAAAUCCAUACUGGAGAGAAACCCUUCAAGUGUAAUGAAUGUGGCAAAGCCUUCAGCAGCAAUUCUAGCCUUACUCUGCAUCAAAGAGUUCACACUGGAGAAAAACCUUUUAAGUGUAAUGACUGUGGGAAAGCCUUCAGCCAGAGGGGAAAUCUCAAUGAACAUAAGAGAACUCAUACUGGAGAAAAACCCUUUGAGUGUAAUGAAUGUGGGAAAGCCUUCAGUCAAAGGGGCCACCUUACUGAACAUCAGAGAAUUCAUUCUGGAGAGAAACACUUUGAAUGCAGUGAAUGUGGGAAAGCCUUCAAUCAUAGAGUGUCCCUUAUCGAUCAUCAGAGAAUUCAUACAGGGGAGAAACCCUUUGAGUGUAAUGAAUGUGGGAAAGCCUUCAACCAGAGAGGGCACCUUAAUGAACAUAAAAGAAUCCAUACUGGAGAGAAACCUUUUGAAUGUAAUGAAUGUGGGAAAGCCUUCAUCCAUAAGGGAAGUCUUACUGAGCAUCAGAGAAUUCAUGCUGGAGAGAAACCCCUUGAAUGUAAUGAGUGUGGCAAAACCUUCAGCCAUCGAACUUCCCUGUAUUCUCAUCUAAGAAUUCAUACUGGAGAGAAACCCUUUGAAUGUAAUGAUUGUGGGAAAGCUUUCAGCCAUAAUGCAUCUCUUAUUUAUCAUCAGAGAAUUCAUACUGGAGAGAAACCUUUUGAAUGUAAUGAAUGUGGGAAAACUUUCAGCCAUAGGAGAUCCCUUCUCCAUCAUCAGAGAGUUCAUACUGGAGAGAAACCCUUUCAGUGUAAUGAAUGUGGGAAAGCCUUCAGCCAGCGAGGGAACCUUUUUUAUCAUCAGAGAAUUCAUACUGGAGAGAAACCCUUUGAAUGCAAUGAAUGUGGAAAAGCCUUCAGUCAUAGUACAUCCCUUAUUUAUCAUCAUAGAGUUCAUACUGGUGAGAAACCCUUUGAGUGUAAUGAAUGUGGGAAAGCGUUCAGCCAGAGAGGGCAACUUAAUAAGCAUCAGAGAAUUCAUACUGGAGAGAAACCUUGCAAAUGUAACGAAUGUGGGAAAACCUUCAGUCAGACAGGACACCUUCUUAGACAUCAGAGAGUUCAUACUGGGGAGAAGCCCUUUGCAUGUAAUAAAUGUGGGAAGUCCUUCAGCCAGAGAGGAAGCCUUGUUCUACACCAGAGAAUUCAUACUAGAGAGAAACCCUUUCAGUGCAGUGUGUGUUCAAAAACCUUCAGUCAUAGGACAUCCCUUAUUUGUCAUCAGAGAAUUCACAAUGGAAAAUAAGCUGAUGAAUAUAAUGAAUUUGGAAACUCCUUCAGCUUUGGUCAUCUUAGCCACAGGGGGUAUCUUACUAAAUACCAGAAAAUUCAUAAUAAUGGGAAA
This is a messenger RNA of Vombatus ursinus (common wombat), 2791 nucleotides long. Its product is annotated as zinc finger protein 665-like. The coding region runs from base 77 to 2692 and encodes 871 amino acids. The transcript is spliced from 7 exons. Gene Ontology annotation, biological process: regulation of transcription by RNA polymerase II. Gene Ontology annotation, molecular function: DNA-binding transcription factor activity; RNA polymerase II cis-regulatory region sequence-specific DNA binding. Lineage: Eukaryota; Metazoa; Chordata; Mammalia; Diprotodontia; Vombatidae. The record is from RefSeq and is a predicted model, not a curated record.